Molecule: messenger RNA, 1410 nt
Organism: Doryrhamphus excisus (bluestripe pipefish)
Lineage: Eukaryota; Metazoa; Chordata; Actinopteri; Syngnathiformes; Syngnathidae
Gene: ssu72
Product: SSU72 homolog, RNA polymerase II CTD phosphatase
Biological process (GO): mRNA processing
Cellular component (GO): nucleus
Molecular function (GO): phosphoprotein phosphatase activity
Source: RefSeq, a predicted model, not a curated record
UCUCAGCACGAGCUUCCGCCAUUUUAACUUCCUGCUUUUCAAAGGAGGAGAGAAAUCACUCGAACAGUACUCGAAGCGCUUGACCGUUUAGUGUAACAUAGGGGGUGAUUUUGUUUCUAUUUUUUUCUGACAGGGGAAACAAACAAACGACUCCGAGUGGUUUCCAACCGUUCGAGUAGUUUACUUUCAGCCGGAGAGUCGCAAUGCCGAGCCACCCGCUGCGAGUAGCGGUUGUGUGCUCGAGCAACCAGAACCGCAGUAUGGAAGCGCACAAUAUCCUCAGUAAACGUGGAUUUGACGUGCGCUCAUUUGGGACUGGCACUCAUGUGAAGCUUCCUGGACCCGCCCCAGACAAGCCGAAUGUGUACGACUUCAAAACAACAUAUGAACAGAUGUACAACGACUUGGUCCGCAAGGACAAGGAACUAUACACACAGAAUGGAAUCCUACACAUGCUUGACCGCAACAAGCGAAUCAAGUCCAACCCGGAGCGCUUCCAGAAGUGCAAGGAGAAGUUUGACCUGGUCAUCACCUGCGAGGAGCGCGUCUAUGACCAAGUGCUGGAGGAUCUCAACUCAAGGGAGCAGGAGACCCUUCAACCCGUACACGUCAUCAACGUAGACAUUCAGGACAACCACGAGGAAGCGACGCUGGGCGCCUUCCUCAUCUGUGAGCUGUGUCAAUGUAUCCAACACACGGACGACAUGGAGAAUGAAAUAGAUGAGCUGCUGCAAGAGUUUGAGGACAAGAGCAACAGACCUUUCCUUCACACGGUCUGCUUCUACUGACCUGACCUGCAAUAAGUACACACACACACACACACACAUGACGCGCACACGUAGAGCUUUGUGUCAGGACCUGGCUGGGGUGUGACGCGCCCACCAGCGCAGCGGUGCGGCUCACCUCAAUGCAGAGCGCCCACUUUGCUGCCGCCCCCCCUUCGCCUUUUUACUCCUCCGCCUCCUCAAGGUUAAACCACGCCCCUCUCAGGGAGCGCCGUGACAUCACGCCCAGUCCCAACAUUUGACGCUCUGAUUUGCUCCAGUGCAUCAUAAUUACGCUCUUUUUUGUUUUUUUUUUUUUGUGAUCUCUAGUGGUGAUUGCUAUUUUAGUGGGCUCCUGCAUUUCUGUAAAUGUUUUAUUGAGCCAGGCAGGAUGAACAAUGAACUGAAAGAAAUGUUUUGUGUUGUGGAUUUAUGUUUAAAAAAAAACAAAAAAGUGGAGCUGAUCAAUAAGCAAACCUCAACGUCCUCCUGAGUGCAUUUUGAUAUUCAAAUAUGGAUGAUGCUGUUUUUUCAGGGCGUACCUUUUUUUUUUUUUUGUAAAUGUCCUUAUAUAAGAAAAUGAUGCAUUGUCAGCUCAGAGUGCCUGAUUUGUACAUGGGAAUCUACUAAAAGAAUAUAAGAAUCA